Molecule: messenger RNA, 1104 nt
Organism: Thamnophis sirtalis
Lineage: Eukaryota; Metazoa; Chordata; Lepidosauria; Squamata; Natricidae
Source: RefSeq, a predicted model, not a curated record
AUGUUACCUAACUGGGUCUUGAAAUACCUGCAAGAAAAACCACCAAUCGUAGGGACCCCCAAGGACCCCCACAGUUGUACUCCAAGUACAAAAUCGUCUCUUUCCUUGAUUCUCCGGUCUCUUACGAUGCUUUCCUUCUCUCCCUCUCCUCAGUAUGACUUCUCUCUUGAAAGGAAGACGAUCGAGUGGGCCGAGAACAUUAAAAGGAUCCAAGCUGUCCAGCAGGAAAUGGAGCAGAAAGCCAGGGAGACCCUGGCCAAUGUGAAGGGGGCCUCGGAGGAAGACCUGCCCAAGGGUUUCCGCCUGGGGGCUGCCCUGCCUCUCCCCAUCAACCCCAUCCUGGCCGGCCUGCAUCACAACUCCAUCCUCACUCCCACCCCGGCCAACAGCAACGCUCUGAAGCAAAAAGUCUUGAGCCCCACACACACCAAGGCCGACUUCAACCCGGCGGACUUCGAGUGCGAAGAAGACCCCUUCGACAAUUUGGAGUUGAAGACCCUGGACGACAGGGAGGAACUGAAGAACAUCCUCCAGAUCCACGUUGACGCCACGGGGCCAUUCAUGGCCCAACUGCUCGACGGCGGCUUGCCCAAAGUGGCGCCUCCGUCGGUCCUGCAAGACCAGGAGGUCCUGGCCUCUUUGGAAAGGGCGGCUUUGGACCUCAAGCCCCUCCACAAACCCAACGGUCUCGUGGCCUUGCCCCAGCUGGGCGGGUGCGAGAAGGUGCCCCCCUCUUCCAAAGCGUCCCUCCCUCCCGUGACGUUGGUCAGCAACAUCAAGUCUCUCUCCUUCCCGAAGCUGGAUUUGGAUGAGAGCGACCUGCAGGCGGCAAGGCUGGUGAAUACCUACCGCGCGCACAACGGCACUUUCUUGGGCGUUUUACCGGACAAAGCCAAUGAACUGAACGGACACCACGGGAUCGGGGCUCCCACCUUCGGCAUGGACCCCGGCCUAGACACGCGAACGUUAUCUUCCGUGUCCAGAGGUCCUUCCCAGCCCACCUCCGUAGCAUGUACGGAAGACAUUCCGGCUCUCACCACAGCCACAGCGAUUACAACCUUCAUUUGGGCUGGAAAUAAAUCAGAAUUUAAGGGUAGCCUUAAG